Molecule: messenger RNA, 4006 nt
Organism: Xyrauchen texanus (razorback sucker)
Lineage: Eukaryota; Metazoa; Chordata; Actinopteri; Cypriniformes; Catostomidae
Product: B-cell receptor CD22-like
Exons: 21
Coding region: 68-3364 (1098 amino acids)
Biological process (GO): regulation of response to reactive oxygen species
Cellular component (GO): nucleus
Source: RefSeq, a predicted model, not a curated record
GGGACAGCAGCAGUGAUCUCAAACCCGUUCCCCUCUUGUGUUGCAACUGAUGUUCGACUGAACACGUAUGGCUCCUCCUCUUCCUUUGAUAUUUCUGCUCAUGAUUGCAGCAGGGGUUUAUAGUGAUGAUGAUUGGGGUGUGAGUUACAGCUCUAAAUACAUCUGUGCACUAAAGGGGUCAUCAGUGAUAAUGUCCUGCACUUAUAAAUACCCUCCUGGAUAUAAGAUCCUGAAAGUGUUCUGGACCAAAACUGAUGUUAGAAAUGAAUAUAAUGAGUUUCCAGAUCUGAAUACUGACCCUGAAUACAGUCAGAGGAUUCAGUAUCUGGGAGAUAAACAGCAGAACUGCACCAUCAGACUGAAUGAUGUGACACAGAAGGAUUCACACAAGUACUAUUUCAGAUUCAUUACUGAUAAACCUGAUGGAAGAUGGAUUGGUAAACCUGGAGUGACUCUUGAUAUCACAGAUCUUCAUGUGGAGUCUCCUGAGAGCGUGACAGAGGGAGAUACAGUCAGUCUGACAUGUAAAAGCACCUGUAAUCUGUCUGACAGAACAACAUUCAUCUGGUGGAAAAACACACAGUCAUUAACUGAGAGAAACAAUAAACUCCUCCUGCAGUCAGUCAGAAGAGAGGAUGCAGGCAGAUAUAGCUGUGCUGUACACGGACACAAUCUCACAUCACCUCAUGUUUAUCUCAAUGUUAAAUAUUCUCCAAAGAAUGUCUCAGUGUCCAUGAGUGGAUCUGGUGAAAUAGUUUUGGGUGAUUCAGUGAAUCUGACCUGCAGCAGUGAUUCAAACCCACCUGUUCUGAACUACACCUGGUUUAAGGAGAAUGAAAGUUCAUCUGUUGGAUCGGGACAGAGUUACAGUGCACUACAGAGUGGAUUCUUCUACUGUGUGGCUCAGAAUCAACAUGGAUCUCAGAGAUCAGCUGCUGUAUCAGUGACAGUCCGAUAUAGAUCUGGUUGGCAUGUAGUGUUGGGGAUCAUGAUGGGAUGUGGAGGAUUAUUCAUCAUCAUCAUCAUCAUCAUUUUGUUUAAAAUGAAAAAGCGUGCAGGUGUUAAAAAUGAAAACCUCUCAGGAAAUCAGGAUCAGAUCUAUUGUGAUGUGAUAGAGAGAGUUUCUGUCCAUGAUGCUCCUCUUUCUGAAAGUGAAACAUCGGAUCAAAAUGAUUCUCAGUACGCCAGUAUUAAACCCAAGAGACUCAGAGGAAAUCUGACCGCUGGAAAAGCUCCUGAAUACACUGCAGAGAUUGAGUAUGCAACGGUCCAACAUCACAAACACAAAGAGAAGAAAAGAACAGAAGAACAUGAAACCCAGAAUGACAGGAGAUCAGAUAUGCAGACUGUUGAAGAGGACUCAGUGAUCUACAGCAGUCAUGAUGAAGCUAACAAGCUCAAACGUGUGAGUAGUAAAGAGCGUCUUGCAGAAGAACUGGAUUUUGGUGAGCCAUUUACACCUCUCGGUCUCUCCUCCGGGACAUCGGUUAAUAGUCCAGCGUUAAAGAAAUCUAAAGCUGAUGUCUCGUUACAUGAGCUUCAAGAGAACAUCAUCACAGCCCUCAACAAGAGAACAGACUCCCCUGAAGAAAUUAUCAAAACAAAUUCAAACACCACUGAAGAGCUGGAAUCAUCCCUCCUUUUUGUCAAUGCAGAAAUUGUUGAAUUACGAAGUGUAAAGGGUGUGGACACUUCCAUGCUGCGUAGGGCUAUCUGGAACUAUAUCCACUGCAUGUUUGGCAUACAUUACGAUGAUUAUGACUACGGUGAAAUUAACCAACUGCUAGACCGCGGUUUUAAAGUCUACAUCAAAACUAUGGUGUGCAGUACAGAGAAGAUCACCAAAAGGAUGUAUGAGAGCUUCUGGAGGCAGUUCCAGCACUCUGAGAAAGUCCAUGUGAAUUUGCUUCUUAUGGACGCCAGCAUGCAGGCAGAACUGCUCUACGCUCUGAGAGCGAUCACUACGCUUCAUGAUAUGAAUAUGGCUCCUCCUCUUCCUUUGAUAUUUCUGCUCAUGAUUGCAGCAGGGGUUUAUAGUGAUGAUGAUUGGGGUGUGAGUUACAGCUCUAAAUACAUCUGUGCACUAAAGGGGUCAUCAGUGAUAAUGUCCUGCACUUAUAAAUACCCUCCUGGAUAUAAGAUCGAGAAAGUGUUCUGGACCAAAACUAUUGAAAAGGAUGUAGAGCCUCAAGAUCUGUUUAAUGACCCUGAAUACAGUCAGAGGAUUCAGUAUCUGGGAGAUAAACAGCAGAACUGCACCAUCAGACUGAAUGAUGUGACACAGAAGGAUUCACUCGAGUACUAUUUCAGAUUCAUUACUGAUAAACCUGAUGGAAGAUGGACUGGUUAUCCUGGAGUGACUCUUAAUAUCACAGAUCUUCAUGUGGAGUCUCCUGAGAGCGUGACAGAGGGAGAUACAGUCAGUCUGACAUGUAAAAGCACCUGUAAUCUGACUGACAGAACAACAUUCAUCUGGAGGAAAAACACACAGUCAUUAACUGAGAGAAACAAUAAACUCCUCCUGCAGUCAGUCAGAAGAGAGGAUGCAGGCAGAUAUAGCUGUGCUGUACACGGACACAAACUCACAUCACCUCAUGUUGAUCUCAAUGUUAAAUAUCCUCCAGAGAUUCCUGUAAUCUUCAUCAGUACAUCUGGUGAAAUAGUUUUGGGUGAUUCAGUGACUCUGACCUGCAGCAGUGAUUCAAACCCACCUGCACAAAUCAGCUGGUUUAAAGGGUUAACAUAUAUUGGAUCUGGAGAAAUCUACAGCAUCACAAGUAUCCGCUCUGAUCACAGUGGAGAAUACAAGUGCAAGUCCAGAAAUGAAGUUGGAGAGAAAUACUCUGAUACUGUCACUUUAAAUGUCAUGUACUCACCCAGGAAUGUCUCAGUGUCCAUGAGUGGAUCUGGUGAAAUAGUUUUGGGUGAUUCAGUGACUCUGACCUGCAGCAGUGAUUCAAACCCACCUGUUCUGAUCUACACCUGGUUUAAGGAGAAUGAAAGUUCAUCUGUUGGAUCGGGACAGAGUUACAGUGCACUACAGAGUGGAUUCUUCUACUGUGUGACUCAGAAUCAACAUGGAUCUCAGAGAUCAGCUGCUGUAUCAGUGACAGUCGGUUAUAGAUCCAGUUGGUAUAUAAUGUUGGGGGUCAUGAUGGGAUGUGGUGGAACAAUCAUCAUCAUCUUCAUCAUCUUCAUCAUCCUGUUUAUAAUUAAGAGAGAAAGAAUGAACAGAAGAUCUGCUAUAAAGGAGAAUGAGACUGCUGAUCGCUGUGAUGACACAUACACAACUCUUGAUCUCAAGACCAGAUCUUCUGAUGAUGUGUACAACACAAUCACACCCAACAGGAAGAUGAUGCAAUAAGAGGCGGAGCACAACCAAUCAAAUCCCUUCAUGACUUCUGUGGGUGGAGCUACGGAUGAUUGACAGGGAUCAUAAUAAGUUACUAAAGUGUUAUAUUUGUUCUUCUUUAAAGCUUAUGAAGUCUGAUAUAUCAGUGGACAUAAAUAAAAAUAAGUUCUGUGUAAAAGUUGCUGAUACACACAUGUGUCCAAAUAAAUCAGAGGAUUAAAACAACUCCUGAAGUGAUGUUCAAUAGGAUACAAACUCACUGCUGUGACAUUUCACUGUUUACAGAAGACGUCAUUUUACCCUAAAUACAGAAAAAUCUUCAUUGCACAACUUCAGUCUUUUAGAUCAGCUUGUUUUUGUAUCUCUUGCACUUUUUUAAGUGGGACAUUUCACUUGUAAUUACUGUAAGUGUCACAUGAACUUGUUCAACAACCUCAAACCACCACCAGAGGUCUCUAUCUGAUGUUUACUGACAUGAACAUUGAUCUGCAUCACUUCCUGCUUUGCUGGGAUGGCCACUUCCUCAUUUACCACCAGUAUCAAUCGCCAUCUACAGGAGAAACAUUAGAAAAGCAUUUGAGUUUGUUCUUUUCAAGAUCUCUUGUUAUUAAGAUGUAAUUACACCUGUAAUAAAGAAACAGGGGAACAAUAAAC